AUGUCGUCUUCCAAGCCUUACAUCAGUCCCAAGGAUCUCCAGUGGAUUUGGAACAAACGCAAGAAGGCGGAGGUGGAGCCUUACGACAACUGGAUCAUGGACCACAUCGUAGCUAACAAGGGCACGCUCAACUACUGCGUUCGCUGGGACAGCAAGAAGACCCAGCCAACGAUACAGGCCACUGACCUCGAGUGGUUGGACGAUUCGCUCGGCAAGAUCUACAUCGGCGACCUUGUUGAUAAGGGCUCUCCGCAGUGCCACGACAACCGCUACCGCUCGGUGGACGGCUCUCCCGGUGGCUGGUCGGUGUACAGCAGCUGCGAUGGCAAGCCUUUCGACAUCUCUCUGUGGGCUACGCAGAAUCUGGGUGGCGGCUGGGGAAUCUAUAACUUCCAGCAGGUGGACCUUGACGACAUGGUGGCGCACCUCGAUACCGACGAGCUUACCAUUGUAUCGCACGAUAUGGGUCACGGCUUUGGGCUACCGGACUUCUAUGAGGAGCCCCAGCCUCUUAACUUCAAGCUGUGCCUCAUGGAUGCGCUCUCAACACCCACGAUCAAAGACACGGACGGCUGGAUGGUUCGCCGUGUGCUCGGAAACAAGAAGCCCAACUAUCACUUGUAA
Messenger RNA from Phytophthora sojae, 624 nucleotides. RefSeq lists its product as hypothetical. The record is from RefSeq and is a predicted model, not a curated record. The transcript is spliced from 3 exons. The coding region runs from base 1 to 624 and encodes 207 amino acids. Lineage: Eukaryota; Oomycota; Peronosporomycetes; Peronosporales; Peronosporaceae.